AUGAGAAUUGCGAGCUAUUUGCUUCUCGCAGCUGCCACUAUUGGCAAUCUGGUAGGGGCGGUUCCUGCGACGGAUAUCCAGCUUGAGAAACGGCAAACUACGGAUCGCCUAGUCUUCGCCCAUUUCAUGAUCGGUAUUGUCAGCAACAGAGGCUCUCCAGCAGACUUUGAUGAUGAUAUGAAACGUGCAAAAGCUCUGGGAAUUGAUGCGUUCGCUCUCAAUAUCGGUGUUGACCCUUAUACUGAUGCGCAGCUGAACCUGGCCUACCAAUCCGCCGCCAACAAUGGCAUGAAGGUCUUUAUAUCUUUUGAUUUCAAUUGGUAUCAUACCAACCAGGCCGUUGAGGUUGCGAACAAAAUCAAACAGUAUAUGAACCUUCCGGCGCAAUUAUACGUUGAGAAUAAAGUAUUUGUGUCGUCCUUCGCUGGCGAUGGCCUGGAUGUCCCAGCACUCCGAGCAAAUGUCGGAAAGGAAAUUUUCUUCGCUCCAAACUUCCACCCGGAAAUGGGAACAAACUUUGGUACUAUCGAUGGGGCUCUGAACUGGAUGGCAUGGCCGAAUAAUGGCGAUAAUAAAGCACCUACUGCAGGACGCCAUGUGUCGGUCCAAGAAGGGGACCAGGCCUAUAUUCGUGCUCUCGCAGGGAAACCAUAUAUCGCACCUGUUUCUCCCUGGUUCUUCUGCCAUUUUGGACCGGAAGUUCCUUACAGCAAGAACUGGGUUUUCCCCUCAGAUCUCUUAUGGUACGAUAGAUGGGUCGAAAUCUUGACUCUAGGGCCCCGUUUCAUUGAAGUCGUUACUUGGAAUGACUAUGGUGAGGCCCAUUACAUUGGUCCUCUCAGCUCUUCUCAUACAGACGAUGGCUCAUCCAAAUACGUGAACGAUUUGCCGCACGGAGGCUGGAUGGACAUGGCUAAGCCGUUUAUCGCUGCCUAUAAAGCCGGGGCUACAUCCGUCGACAGCUUCAUCCAGGAUGAGCAGGUUGUCUAUUGGUACCGACCAACACCUCGGGCCCUAAAUUGCGACGCUACGGACACCUGUAUGGUAACGGCUGACAAUAGCAGCGGGAAUUAUUUCAUGGGUCGACCCAAUGGAUGGGAAACCAUGGAAGACUCAGUUUUCGUUGUCUCGCUGCUCAAAUCUCCUGCUACCCUGAUUGUCAAUUCAGGUAACAAUCAAAAGGUGUUCAAUGCGCCAGCCGGAACCAGUUCAUAUACUGUCCCGAUGGGCGUGGGAGCACAAAGCUUUUUGCUUGCCAGAAACAAUCAAGUGGUUUUCGCUGGAACAAGUAGUAAGGACAUAAUUGACACUUGUGUAUGCGGGAUCUAUAAUUUCAAUCCAUACGUUGGCGCUAUUCCACCCCUUCCGUACGAUUCCCUGAAACCUCCAAGCUUGGGUAACUUUGUCAAUGGUCUCAAAGUCCAAACUUGUCAAGCGGUACCAUCCCUCGCUAGUACAACCCGGCCGCCACCAACUUUGCCAGCCACAUUCACAACACCCUCAACUUCUUCCCGGGCUACGACCACAGGGAGUCCUACAUCUCGUACGACUACUAGUACUACUAGCACUCCUACAUAUUCUUCUACAACUAUAGGAGGAAGCGUUUGUGAUAUCAUAACCACUACGACAACAAUUACCACCGUCCAGACAAGCACCCGAACAGUUACGGUGACGGGAACUAGUCGUACUACUACAAUGGCAACGACAACCACAAGCGCCUCAAACCCACAAGGAACGACCUGCACUGCUGGUAUGGGUUCUGGAAACUACGCCGGGCUCUGUAGCUUCUGCUGCUCUUACGGCUAUUGUCCCCCUGGACCAUGCACUUGUUCCGCUUGGGGCGUACCUCCUCAAGCACCUCCAGCAUCUGACUACGAUGGAAAGCCAGCCCCUGGACUAGAUAAUUCUUAUCUUGGACUUUGUAGCUUUGCUUGUAGCCACAGCUAUUGCCCUUCAACUGCUUGUGCGAGAGUCUAG
Molecule: messenger RNA, 1977 nt
Organism: Orbilia oligospora ATCC 24927
Lineage: Eukaryota; Fungi; Ascomycota; Orbiliomycetes; Orbiliales; Orbiliaceae
Exons: 5
Coding region: 1-1977 (658 amino acids)
Biological process (GO): mating projection tip cell wall disassembly
Molecular function (GO): glucan endo-1,3-alpha-glucosidase activity
Source: RefSeq, a predicted model, not a curated record